This is a messenger RNA of Asterias rubens (European starfish), 2346 nucleotides long. RefSeq names its product UBX domain-containing protein 11-like. The coding region runs from base 348 to 1925 and encodes 525 amino acids. Gene Ontology annotation, molecular function: ubiquitin binding. The transcript has 14 exons. The record is from RefSeq and is a predicted model, not a curated record. Gene Ontology annotation, biological process: proteasome-mediated ubiquitin-dependent protein catabolic process. Lineage: Eukaryota; Metazoa; Echinodermata; Asteroidea; Forcipulatida; Asteriidae.
UGUGUCACAACUGCUUCGAGCAUUGACACCUUUUGAAGUUUUGAAGCAUGGAGCGUAGAAUCCUCAGUGCUUAAAUCAUGGAGGAAGAAAACAAAUGAAGGAAUUUAGGUCCCCUACUUUUUGAUGAGUUCGCCCCACCCCUCAAACCUCAAAAUAAACGGCGCCCUCUUGUUUAUCAUUACAAAAAAAACAUGGGGCGAAUGGCGGCGGCGGCGACUAUGACAACGUAAACAUGAUGUUUAUUCGUGAAAUUUACAACUGGUAAGAUUGUGUGGUGGAUAAACUCGAUGUGGUACCAGUUCCUUAAUCUCAUAAAUACAGGAUUAUCUCUUCAACUCAAGUAAGAGAUGUCUAAUCCCUUGACCAAUCUUCGCAAGGCGAGGAAGACACCCCUGCCUGGAGUUCACCAGUCAGGACAAAGAGUAACACCUUUCAGAAACCCAACAGAUCUCUUUGAUGAAGAUGAGUCUCUACUUGAUGAGGUUUUGGGUCGUUCUUCCUCCAGGCAGUCAAGCGUGUCUACCUCUAGGAGUGACACAGUGGGCAACAGGACAAACAGACAUCUUCCUAAACUCACCAAAGAUGCCAAGUCAACUCCCUCGGACUAUGAUUUAAUGACCAGCAUGAUGAGUAGAAUUGCUCAAUUGGAGCUUAAGGUUCAGUUCUAUGCUAAAGAAGUCAUCGAGAAGGACAAGAAAAUCAACAUCCUGGAUGAGAAGGCGAAGCUCUUGCAGAAAUAUCAAGGAGGAGAAACAGGCGGAGAAUCUGAAAGAGUAAGAAAUCUGGAAAGAAAAUGUCAAUCACUUCAAGAAACCAUCAAAGACAUGGAGGAUUUUCUGUCUGAUUACGGGAUGGUGUGGGUUGGGACUGCUGAUACUGAGGGAGAGAUGAGCUCAGAAUAUGAUGAAAUAUCCAGCCCUGGGGAGGAGGUGUCUAGAAGUACUGGUAUGUGGAGACCGGGAGCAUCGGUUGCAUCAAGAGAGGGCCCUUUUCAUGUUGACUUUGAUCGCAUCGCCGAGAACAUCAAAGAGCUCAAUGUAGUUGCAGGGGACGGAGAGAAACGCAUCAGGCAUACGACGAGCGGGGCCCGCUUCGUGGCCCCUGAUCCGAUACCGCUAACACUUUAUGCUAACGGAAUCUUCAUGUUUAAUGGACCUUUUAGGUCCUAUGAGGAACCAACAACCCAGCAUUUAGUUCAGGACCUGAUGGACGGAUACUUCCCUGCUGAGCUUCAGGCUAGAUUCCCGGAUGGUGUUCCAUUCCAGUUAUUUGACAAACGGGAUACCAUCUACAAUGACCCACGUAAUAGAGAGCAGUUUCCUGGCACUGGUAACCAGCUCGGUGGGGAGAGUAAACCCUCACGACUGGUACCCAGCAGCUUAGACAAGGGUACCAGCAUGGAGAAGUCCUACACGACUAGCCAUGAUGGAAAGCCGGUGUACGAAACAAGCCAACCACCGAAGCCGAGAAUGUCAGUGGAUCAGUUUCUGAGUAAACUUCCCCCGUCUGUCAUGAAAGAUGGAAAAGUCAUCGAUGUCAGAGCAUCUUUAGCAGGAGACCUGAGGCAUGAUAGCUCACAGCCAGGAGUUACAAUCAUCGAUACCCCAGCCGUCCAAGACAUCCUUGACCGGGUCAGUAGUCGUCCUCAGUCCUCGGCCUCGAGGCCUCCAUCCGCCAGGAGUAGCAUCACAACCCUCAGAAUCAAAUCAGAGACCGGGGAGCAUACCUUCAUCGUCAAGAUGCGAUUCACGGAUACGAUAGGCGACGUUAGGAGAUAUCUAGACGCAAACAGGAGUCAUGAUUCUGGGGAGUACAAAAUAGUUACGACAUUUCCGGCCAGGAUUUAUGACCAACAAGGAUUGACGCUUGAAGAGUGUGGCUUGACCCCGAAUGCAGCACUCCACCUUAGAGUGGAUAAAAAGUAGCAAUAUCUGAUUAAAGAACAAUCGUUUAUGAAGUACUUGCGUCGGCAGCACCUCAUCACCUCCUUUGCCAGAGUCUCUCUGAGAUGAUGAACCAACCUCCUGGGCCAUUAAGCGGGCCUUGUAAAUAACAUUGUUUUAAUCUUGAGAGGGGAGAACGCUUUAUAGUUUCUAAUUUAUUAUGUAAAUAUUUUUUUGUAUAAAGGAGAUUAUGCUCACUACCUAACUCACACCCCCAAGACAAAAAUAAUGUCUGAUAAAAAUGCUGGAAAAAUUGUUGCUACUGUCUGCAUGUCUAUGCACUGACACUUUUACAAGUUAACUCAGAAACGGUUUAUCACUUUGCCACCAGAAAAUAAACCACAAGGGAAACUGACUUGGUAAAUUUGUAAUGAUUUUGGGGUUGAACAAAGAAAAAGUGAUU